CGCGCGCCUCCGUCCCAACGCGCCCUCGAGGUCGAGGCUCCCGCCCGUUUCCCAGCGCGAUGGCGUCCCUCUGCCGCGCCUCAGUCGUCGCGAGCGCGCCCGUGCGCGCCGCGAACCGCGACCGGCGAACCCGCGCCUCCGCCGUGCCCGCACCCCGCCGACUGAAAAUAUCUGACGAUUCGACGCGUCGCGGGGAUGCGUGCGUGACUCGCGCGACGAAGGAAACGUACGCGUCUUUCGACGACAUGAUCGAGCGAUCGCCCGUGCCCGUGCUCGUGGAUUUCUACGCCACGUGGUGCGGGCCGUGCCAGAUGCUCUCGCGCGACGUCUUGCCCAAAGUCGCGGGGGCCGUGGGCAAGGACAGGGUGAAGCUGGUGAAGAUAAACACGGAAAAAUACCCCAACAUCGCCUCGAAAUACAAGGUGGAGGCGCUCCCGACGAUCAUGCUGUUCAAGGAGGGGAAGGUGGCGGACAGGAUAGAGGGCAUGCCAAACGCGCCGCAGCUCAUCGACAGGCUGCUCUACUUCCUCCAGUAGUUAACGAGCCAACCGUCGUUAACGAGGACUAACCCUUAGCUAGCUAGAUAUAAUACCUCUACAGUACCUCCGGUCCCGCGAA
Molecule: messenger RNA, 618 nt
Organism: Micromonas commoda
Lineage: Eukaryota; Viridiplantae; Chlorophyta; Mamiellophyceae; Mamiellales; Mamiellaceae
Exons: 2
Coding region: 60-536 (158 amino acids)
Cellular component (GO): cytoplasm
Molecular function (GO): oxidoreductase activity, acting on a sulfur group of donors, disulfide as acceptor
Source: RefSeq, a predicted model, not a curated record